Messenger RNA from Paramisgurnus dabryanus, 3285 nucleotides. RefSeq names its product DP-Gal:betaGlcNAc beta 1,4- galactosyltransferase, polypeptide 1, like (gene b4galt1l). NCBI's taxonomy places the organism in Eukaryota, Metazoa, Chordata, Actinopteri, Cypriniformes, Cobitidae. Gene Ontology annotation, molecular function: cytoskeletal protein binding; beta-N-acetylglucosaminylglycopeptide beta-1,4-galactosyltransferase activity. Gene Ontology annotation, biological process: protein N-linked glycosylation; carbohydrate metabolic process. The record is from RefSeq and is a predicted model, not a curated record. Gene Ontology annotation, cellular component: Golgi apparatus.
CUUCCAGAGCGCAUGAACUGAUCUGAAAGCGCUACGCGUUAUAGUGAGGUCUUGCUGGGAAACUGCCCGGAAACUUACCCGACAUCUCCGAUAAAAUCUCGGAUUACGACGUAACGGAGAUAUAUGCAAACAUCGGAGGUUUGGAAGUUGUGGGAUUUUGAGAAGAGAAAGGCGUUUGAAUGCGAUUUUUACUUAUUUUGUGGCGUUAAGUGAGUCCUAUAAACUUUAUAACGGACUUGAUUAUUCGUGUUCAUACGCGUUUAAACGGUCAACGAGAUCCAACGGUUAACGUAUAUACGAUUUCUUGUUACAGUUUUAUUUUAACGACGUUUUACCUGACAAAAAUGAACAUAUAUAGUGGAUCACACGCAAGUAACGUUAGCUGGGAACUGAACGACUCCGUUAAAUCAUUUAAAAUGUAAUGGCCUCAAUUGAGGUUUAUAUUGAUAGAAAAUCUAUACGAUUUCAUGUGGAAUUAUAUUAACAAUUUAAAGCAACUGUGAUAAAGUCGAUUAGUUGUUAAAAUGUAUCCAAAAAGCCUAUGACAUGGCAUAGGGGUUGACUAAUGUAUUUGUGGUAACCCUUCGUGCGUCAUUAUUCUCAUAUCCUAUUUAAAAGCUUUAAUAAAAAGCCCAAGCCAUGGCUCCUACAAUGCGGGAUACAACUUUAAAUUUCAGUGUUUUACACAGGACUUGUUCUCUGGUGGUGCUGCUGUGUUUCCUGCACAUUUUUGUUACAGUGAUAUAUUACGUUAGAAACUCCGAUUCAAAACAAACAUUCGUACAAAACCAGCAAACCCCACAGAUCCACAGAAAACUGACCGAGCAGAAGGUCACUACAGAUGAACCCAGAGCACCACCGGCUAAUGCACCUUCUAAUGUGACAGAAAAGAAACUGGAAACAUGUCCUGACAACCCACCUCGACUGGUUGGACCACUCCGGGUUGAGUUUUCUGACCCUGUCACCCUUGAGCUGGUGAAAAGUCAAAACCCAGAAUUGCAGCUCGGCGGACGGUUUAAACCUAAAGACUGUAUCGCCCAUCAGAAGGUGGCCAUGAUCAUCCCCUUUAGGAACCGUGAUGAACACCUAAAAUUUUGGCUCUAUUACCUGCACCCCAUCCUACAGCGCCAGCAGCUAGAUUACGGCGUCUACGUCAUCAAUCAGGAAGGCGAUGGGAUAUUCAACCGUGCCAAACUCCUCAACAUAGGUUACGCGGAGGCCCUGAAGGAGUACGACUACGACUGCUUUGUCUUUAGCGAUGUCGACCUCAUUCCCAUGGAUGACCGAAACAUCUACAAGUGCUUCAGUCAGCCCAGACACCUGUCUGUAUCUAUGGACAAGUUCGGCUUCAGGUUACCGUACACGCAGUACUUUGGUGGUGUGUCGUCUCUUAGCAAAACCCAGUAUCUCAAGAUCAACGGCUUUCCAAACAACUACUGGGGCUGGGGUGGAGAAGAUGACGACAUAUUCAACAGGAUCAGCUCCAAAGGGAUGUCCAUAUCAAGGCCCGACGGGAUGAUCGGCAGGUGCAGAAUGAUUCGUCACGAGAGAGACAAACAAAAUGACCCAAAUCCUCAGAGGUUUGACCGAAUAGCUCACACAAGGCAAACAAUGGCAGGAGAUGGGAUCAAUUCACUAAAAUAUAAAGUUGUUGAAGUGGAUAAAGACCAGCUAUUCACAAAAAUCACAGUGAAUGUUGGGAAUCCGUGAUUCCUGCGGUCCGACUCAACAACACUGCAGCAGCAACACUGGCUGUAAAAACCAAACCAAAUGUGCCUUGAUAUAUUAGAGACGAUCUUCAAAUGCUAUAUUUCUAAAAAGACUUAAUUUUUACCAUCUUUGCACAUGUGAUGGUGAAAACGGGGAUUGAAACUUUAUUCCUAGAGAAUCAAAACUAUUCAGCAGCAAAGAAGAGAUGGUUUCCAGUUCGACCACUCGUUUGUCUCGGACGCUUCCGCCGGGAGAAAAGAUCUCUUGAGCCGUUUGACUGUGAUGUAAAUCGCUGACGAAAAUGUCCCGGUUUUGGGACGUGUGAAGAUUGUGGGUUGAUGUGUGUGGAAUUAAUUUUGUUGUUUUGGAAUCAUGAGUGUGUGUUUGAAGGGAAAUAUUUGAUGGAUUAAUCUGCGAAGUAAGCAAAUCCAACAAAAAUAAGGCUGUUGAUCAUGUGUACACUUUAAAAAAUGCUGGGUUAUUUUCAACCCAUUGAGUUGUAACUUAUUCUGGGUUGUUUCAAUUAAAAAAGUUGGGUUGUUUUAACUCAUUAUUGGGUAAACAUUAAUUUAUCCCAAAAGGUUUUUUACCUUUUAUACCCAACACUUUUUAAAGUGUAUACCAGGCGUUUUUGUGAUCGGGUAUAUGUUUUCAAAUUGCAUUUCUCUUUUCUAAUUGUUGUAGCAGGUAUGUGUGAUUAAAGAGCCUUAAAUGACAUCUCUCUUGUUUGGGAUGAGAUGUCUGAAUGUAUUGGCUUUAAUAUUUUCUUCUUCCAAGUGCUUGAUGUGUAGUGGACCAAUAAGUGGCACCUGUGCAUAAAUGACAUUUGAUUUCUCCUUUCUGUUUGUUUUUGAAUUAUCACAAUGCACAAUGAAACUUACAGAUGUAUGCAGAAUGAAACUUACAGAUGUAAAGCCACAAUCACAUUCACGCUCUACUGGAAUGACAACAUGAAGCCAUUGACAACUUUUGUUAAUGUAUUUUUCUUCUUUGUGUUCAAUGUUUGUCAAACCUUUCAGUUGAAACCAAAAAGGCUUUUUAUCUCUGUCAGGGGACAAACGUAUGUCAGCUGUUUGCUCAAGUGCUUUUCAAGAUGGCUGCCGGUCCGUACACAAUGUACUGAAUGUUUAAGUCACGGCAGCCAAACGUGAGGAAUUUUUCUUUCCGUGCCGACCAACCCAAAAGGCCCAUAGAUUUUCUUUCCAGCUUAAAGUCUCUCAUGUCUUAUAAAAUCCUUUGCAAUGGGAAAGAAAACUACCUCUCCACACGGCACAACGCCUACAGAGAAAAGGGAUUAGCGGCUAUUUACUCAAAUAAAGUCAAACCGAAAUGUUUAGGCAAAUAAACUUAAACGGCUUUAUUCUUGGUCAGUCAAUGCGAGGUUUAAAUCUCUUUGGACAAUGGUCUUUAUUUGAGAGCCAGCUUAAUUAACUUUAAGGUUUAAAGUUUGUUUGUUUUUCUGAUUUUACAGCACAAACUGCUUUUCUCUGUUUUGCCGCCUCUCUUGUCUGAUUUCCUAAAUGUAAUGCAAUGAAAAUCAAACUAAUCUGAAAGAAUUAAAUUGUGUUUCAUGUG